UAUACGAUGAAAAUAUAAAAAAGAUGAAGAAAGAAAUGCAAAGUUUAAAAAGGAAGUGUAAGCGUUACAUGCAGAAGAAUAGAGAUAUGAUUAGUUUUGUAGAUGAAUUAAAAUCGAAAGCGACUGAACCACGUGAAACACAGAUUGCUGCUCAAGAAGAAGACAAAACAAAUUUACAACAUCUCAACAUCAUUCAAAAUGAAAACGAAAUGACUCCUUUGUCCAAGUCUAACAGUUACGUAGAACAAAACCUACCUCACAUUGUGGAAGAAGAUAAAGAAAAAGUAAAAAAACACCUUUUUACAUAUAAUGUUUUAGUGAAUGCUAUUCAAGACACAUAUGAGAACACCGAAAAAAAUAGUGAACGAAAUAUUCUUAAAAGAAUCGUUAAAAAUAAAUGUAUGACCAAAUAUGUCAGGAAGAGUGUAAUAACGAGAUCUGUGCUGGGAUUAAAAGGAAGUGCUCGUCAAAGGAAAAUGAUUAAGAAAAACAAUAGCAUUGAAGACGAAAUUAUUAAGUUUUAUAAUAGAGACGAUGUAUCUCGAGCUACAGCGGGGAAAAAAGAAUUUAAAACUCAAGGUAAAAUAAAAAAACAAAGACGAUACUUGCUGGACACUUUGAAAGAGCUUUAUAAAAAGUAUAGAGCGGAGGGAGGAAGAGCUAAAUUGACGUGUUUCAAAAAGUACAGACCAUAUUAUGUGAUACCACCGAAACUUUCUGAUCGAGAAACGUGUUCAUGCGUAAAGCACGAAAACAUCCUUAUGAAAAUUAAGAAGUUGACGUCCUUAGGAAUGAUUGAAACUACAAAUUUAAAUGACACCUUAUCAAUAGUGGUAUGUAACUUAGAUUCCAAGGCAUGUGCCUAUGGUGAAUGUUUGACGUGCUGCAAUAAAUGUAUAGAAUUUAACAAGGACACUUGUGAUAAGAAUGAAAUUGUUACUUGGGACGAAUUUGCUACUCAGGAACAUGAAUAUAUCAAUAAAAAUGAUGGUAAAAUGUCAACUACUAAGAAGGUAGUGAAAAAAGAAGUUCAUGAUAAAUUGAAAGCGCUGACUUCUGCCUUUAAUGAAGAUCUGAAAAUGAUGAAAAAACAUGUGUUCAACAUAAAACAUCAAUAUGCGCAGUAUCUCUCGUGUAUUACGAACUUAAAGUCAAACGAAGUAGCUAUACACAUAGACUUUAGUGAAAAUUACUUGUGCAAACUAUCAACCGAAGUACAAUCAAUGCACUUCGGUGCGUCGAAACCGCAGGUGACACUGCAUACUGGCGUUCUGUACGUAAAAGGAAAGAAACCACAGUCAUUUGGUUCCGUAUCUGCCUGCAAUGACCACACUCCUGAGGCGAUUUGGGGUAUGGGGUUCCCCUAUUCAACCUGGAACUUUAGUGAAGCUGGCCAUGAUAAGGGUGCUGCCGACGGAGUAGGAGGAGCACUUAAACGCAGACUGGAUGACUUGGUCAAACAUGGCACCGACAUACCAGACGCUCACACGGCCUAUACACUUAUUAAAAAUUCUGACACCGCGAUAAUGAUUUUUUACAUCAGAGAGGAUGAUAUUGCUAAAAACUCGGUAGAGGAAGAUCUGGUUCCCGUUCCACAGACCAUGAUGUUACAUCAAAUAUGUAAUACUGAUAAAACUAACGUUAUACGGUUCAGGUUUCUGAGCUGUUUUUGUGACGCUCCGCAAAGAGGCUAUUGCGAAUGCUUUGAAGUGAAGAAUCAUUGCCUUGUAAAGACAUUUACCAAAGAAAAUAAAAGCCAAAGAAGUCCAUCUUUCUUAAAAAGAAAGACAACUGAAGAUGACACGAGACAGAGAGAUGAAGGGAUAAAAAAGACAAAAGUGACAGUCCUAUCGGAUAUUCGAUACAGGGUAGAGAAUAUGGGUUAUGACAAUUUACAAAACUAUAGACCAUUUAAACUGAAAAGAAUGAAGAAAAUAACGAAAGACUUUGUCCUGACAAAUUCCGGCAAAGAAAACAUAGAUUACGAUAAUCCUGUGCCCUCGACUUCAGGCACAAGGAUUAAGCAUGUUAAACAAAGUACUGUGAACGAAAUACAAGGGAAAAAAAUAGUAAAAAGAUACUCCAAUGACAGUAGUACUGAUGAAGACGACCAGUUCUCCUUGCACGAUUCUUCCGAUGACAAUUUUUAUGACGAGCUAUUAUCUGAUACUACGGGGGAAGAAAAUAAUAAGGUUAACAAAAAAUACACUGACACUGUGAUAGGGGAAAAGCAAGAUAAUUGUGACUUUACCAGAAUCUCUACGACAGAUGAGGUCAAAAAUGCUAAUGAGAAUGUGACUGAUAAAAAUAAAGAUAAUGUUGUACCAGAAAAAGUAGAAAAGGAAAAAUUUGAUAUGACUAUGAUUACUGACACUUCUUCAGCAGGUAAUUUGAAUUAG
Messenger RNA from Diatraea saccharalis (sugarcane borer), 2399 nucleotides. The record is from the annotation of a GenBank genome assembly. NCBI's taxonomy places the organism in Eukaryota, Metazoa, Arthropoda, Insecta, Lepidoptera, Crambidae.